AGCUCAGGCCACAAAACUUUCCACCGGCCCCCCCCGAGGUGACAUUUCCGGAGGAUGCUGAGGCUGAGCUGAGCUGGGCUGCGGAGCUCCCCAGAGAGCAGGGACCAUGGAGCAGCUGCUUGCCCUGAGCACCGUCCUCUGCGCCGUCCUCCUCAUCCCCACCUGGGGAGCAGGUCUCACAGUGCGUCAGAGCCCAGCUGUCCUCCGAGCGUCCCUCGGCGAGACCGUGAACCUCAGCUGCUCCUUUGAGAACAGACCGGGCAGCGCGGUCAAUGUGAGGUGGACUAGAGCACCCGGAGUCAUACUGGAAUCUCACCAUCCCUUCUAUAAAGGACGGUUCAAGGUGUUCUUCCGGGAUCUGCUCCAGAAAGAGGAGGUCACGCUGACCCUGUCGGACCUGGAGAAGAGGGACUCUGGUCUCUAUCAGUGUCAGAUCAGCAUCCACCAGGGAGAGAGCGGGACAGGAGCGGGCACCGAGCUGCAGGUGAUGGGGAGAAACCAGAGUGACACAGGUAAAGAACCUGCCCCCGCAGGGUGCUGCGGCCGAGAGCUCCUGUAUCAGGUCGCCAUCGCCUUGGGGCUCCUUCUCAUCCUCGGCCUGGUGGCCACCCUCCUCCUAAAGAGACGCCGAGCGCCGCCCCCCUCGCAGCCCCGCCAGCGGCAGCCGAAGGGCCACGGCAGCCGGGGGGCCGAGGAGAGCGAGAGCGUGCAGUACUCAGAGAUUAAAAUCCAGACUCCAGGACGCAGGGAACACACCUCCAACCACACCCAGCGGCGCUGAGUCCCUCCGCACCCAGCACCACCUGAGUCCCUCACACUCACAGCCACGCCGCCAGGAGGGAAUUCCCCACAGGAGGAGACCCUCACAGGGUUUGAGGGAGAGCAGAAGAAAAUUAUGGGCGUGAAAGUCCAUGUGAACCCCAACAAAACCCAAGUAGCCCUCUCUACGGCAGGGAAUAAUCUACUAGGGCAUGGUCUGACCCUCAGGAAAUGCCUUCUCUGGGGCCUCCUGGGUAUAACUAUAUCAUGUCCCUGUGUGUUAUUUCCCUGUCCUCUCCGGAGUGAUUGCAACGCCUCCCUGUGGCGCGUGACCAGCUGGGGGUAAUUAACGCAGCGUCUGGUCCCUCUUCCUAACUGAGCACGAAGAGAAACGCUCGCCCAGCUCAGCAUGGUGUGGGCGGUGGAACUGGUCUGAGCGACAGGAACCUGAGCUCCCCGCAGUGUGUGACAGGGACGGGGACCAGGCCCAGGGAACCAGAAACAGGAAUCCAGACCCAGCCCUGGAGAAGGGGGAAGGAGACCUGCUCAUGGAGGACAGACGCUUCACCCAGGAACCCAGAGGAAGGGAUCCAUUAGGUGGGGACACGGGUGUGGCCCAGGAAACUGGAGCAGCAUUGCCAAUCCUCCAGGGUGACCGGGAGUCUGCAGGAAUUCAAGAUUAAUUUUUAAUUAAAGAUUAUGGCAUGUGAUGAAAUCUUCAGGAAUCCGUCCAAUUAAAAUUGGCAACCCUAAACCGGAGUGGCGGGGAGGGACCCAUUAUAUAGAGACAGACUUGGGCUGGGGAACCAGCUAGAAGAGCUGAUCCCUCUUACGGUGCCCCUCAAUGGUGGGGACUAGACUGGCCGAAACUUUUCAUCUAAACCAAUUUUAGGAGAAAAAUGCAGAUUCAGCAGUUUGCGAAUUCGUAUCCGGUCUGCUGAAUUGUUCCACGUCCAGCCCCUCCCCCAAGUUCUUAACAAGUCGAAGCAUUUCGUUUAGACACUUUCCAAACAAACCAUUUUGAUUUUUCAGCUUGAAACAAUUUUUUGUUUAAAAAUGUCCUUUGUGGCAGGAUGGGCAAAAGCUUCCUAAAAGUGGGGGGGCUGCUGGCAGCCAAACUGUGGCCCAGCCCCUGUGCCACCCCUUCUCCUCAAGGUCCUGCCCUCUCAAACCGCCCCUUUCCCUGAGGCCCCCCCUCAUGUCAUCUUUCUCCCUGAGCUCCCACUUCACGCCGCCCCUUGCCCCCAAAACACUGCCCCCCCUCUCCCUUCUCUUCCCCCUCAUCCAGUCGCUCACACUUAUGGCCAGUAAAAAGUGGUGGGCCCUGGUCUCCCCUGGAUGAGAGUGGGAGAGGAUGAAGAACUCCUUUCAAAUAUAACUCCCCCCCACCUCAAAAAAGCACAAUUUGCCAGCAACAGCAAAACACGCACCUCACCAACCCGGGCCAGUCACGCUGUGUUGUGUGUGACAUUCCCGGCCUGGGGCGGUUUAUGUCUUUGUGAAUGUGAACCCUGCAGGCCUGGGUGUUUCUCUGCGUAAUGUGACCUCAGUGCUCCUGAUGAGAGCCAUUGUUUGUAAAUGUUUCAGGAGCAGACAUAUUUAUCAUUCAUGGACAGACAGACAUUUCUUCAUAAUUAGAACUGGUCAAAAAUAGCUGGGGUGGGGAGGGUUAUGAAAACUGAAGAAGAAACCACUUCCCCCCCAUAUUCUUCAAACUUAUUUGCAAAUCUUUUGAAUUAUCAAACUUUUGUUUAGUUUUGGUGGGAAAAACUCCACGUUCGCUCUCAAGUGGGCAGAGAAAUCCAAAAUGUUUUUUUUAGAAAGGGAACUUUUUUCAAAUGAUCAAUGUAAUCCAAAGUGGCAUUUUUAGUUCAAAGGUUGCAUUGUGAGUGUAAAACCAUUCUGAACCAGCUCUAUUACUGAAUAACAAGAUGAGUUUAUUUUUCAUGCUGCAUUGUUUGGGCCAAGUUCCACGUGGUAAUUCAGUUUUUGCACCGCUCUUCUCUUCUUGCGUCUGCACCUCUCGUACGCUGUGGCCUUAAUCUUGGCCCUGGAAACACUUGCGUGCUGUCAUAAAUAUAAAGGGAAGGGUCAACAUCUUUAAAAUCCCUCCUGGCCAGAGGAAAAAUCCUUUCACCUGUAAAGGGUUAAGAAGCUAGGAUAACCUCGCUGACACCUGACCAAAAUGAACAAUGAGGAGACAAGAUACUUUCAAAAGCUGGGAAGAGGGAGAACAUCAAAGGGUCUGUGUCUGUCUGGGGGAUGUUUUUGCUGGGGACAGAACAGGAAUGGAGUCUUAAAACUUAGUAAGUAAUCAAGCUAGAUAUGUGUUAGAUUCUGAUUUCUUUAAAUGACUGAGAAAAGAAGUUGUGCUGAAUAGAAUGAAUAUUUCUGUCUGUGUGUCUUUUUUGUAACUUCAGGUUUUGCCUAGAGGGAUUCUCUAUGUUUUGAAUCUAAUUACCCUGUAAGGAAGGUAUUUACCAUCCUGAUUUUACAGAGGUGAUUCUUUUCUUUUUACUGUUUCUUCUAUUAAAAUGUUUCUUUUCAAGAA
Molecule: messenger RNA, 3310 nt
Organism: Caretta caretta (loggerhead turtle)
Lineage: Eukaryota; Metazoa; Chordata; Testudines; Cheloniidae
Source: RefSeq, a predicted model, not a curated record